UUCAUAUGUUAACCAGCAGGACAGGUCAUGGAUUUCGCCUUUCUUUUAUGAGAUAUUUGCCAAUUUCAUAUUGUUCUCAUUCUCCAGGGAAUUUAUUUCUCUCUGGGUCCCAGCUAUCUUCUCGUAAGCCCAACUCCAGUUCGGCAAACUGUGAAGCCACCAGAAAGUGUGUGGGUGUUUUGUUUAUGGUGUGGUGUGUAGAUCCACCGAUAGAGAUUAGUUAUGUUUAUCGCGCAUCGAGGAAAUUCUGUGACUGCAGAUUGUGGCAGGUGGUUCUCUUCUGCAUACGCUCGCAACCAGCCAUUUGAGCAACUCUUUCGGUCCAGGUGCAUAAGGCCAACUCCGAGGUUGAGAGCAAGGUUGUGAAUAUUGUGAUGAGGGGAGGCAUCGAAAACUAAAAGACUAAAUAUCGGUCUGAUUUUUUGGCUCGAAACAUUCUUAUUGUGCUUUCGUUCGUAAUUACCUCUUCAACUGCAAUGGACUCAAAGUAUAACAAUGUGGUUGGGUUGGAGGACAUGAAAGGAUGUAUGCCUCCACCCUGGGAUUCUCCGGAUAUGACGGCAUCCGAAAGAGAAUGUAAGAACACCUUCUCCUUGUCCGAAAAGAUUGAUCUGCAAGUCAUCAGAGGCCGAGAGGGACAUUUGAUGUCAAGGGAGAAUGUAUUCGAUUUAGGAGAUCUAGACAGAGUUUAUGUAGGUCUUCUUUUCCCUUUCGGAACUUUCGGUCCUGUUCCUGAAGGCUAAUCCUCGAAGCGAUCCGACGAUACAUUUCAGAUCUUCUAUAUUGGUCGUAAAAAUUCGCAUACUCGACUCAAGAUCUCACGGACAUUUUUUCGGCAAAUUCUUCUGACUUAUAAUGUCUUCGAUCGCAUAUGGGAUUUUAUGCUCCCGUUCGGUUUCCGAACUCGAGACUCGGAUAUUGAACAUGCACCGAUUCGUUUUCAUCAGUCAAUGCCUGUCCUACUAAGACCUAAAAAGAAGCUUGGAGAUUUUGGUAUGCCGUUUUUAUUUCGGAAAAUCUAACUUCUAAUAUACCAUAGAAUGUGCUUACAACAUUCAAUAUGUUGAGUUGAACCAUCGAAACAUAGGAGCUACCAAUAACCCAGGCUACGAUCAAUGGUCUAUCAGACAGACAGCCGUGUAUCAACAAUACAAUCACGCACUUGACAAAUAA
Messenger RNA from Hymenoscyphus albidus, 1173 nucleotides. The record is from the annotation of a GenBank genome assembly. Lineage: Eukaryota; Fungi; Ascomycota; Leotiomycetes; Helotiales; Helotiaceae.